This is a messenger RNA of Diaporthe amygdali, 4893 nucleotides long. RefSeq lists its product as uncharacterized. The coding region runs from base 1 to 4893 and encodes 1630 amino acids. Lineage: Eukaryota; Fungi; Ascomycota; Sordariomycetes; Diaporthales; Diaporthaceae. The transcript has 8 exons. The record is from RefSeq and is a predicted model, not a curated record. Gene Ontology annotation, molecular function: protein binding.
AUGAGGAAGGCUAGCAGACUCUGGCGACGUCUACGGGGCGGCCGUAGUGACAAAACUCAAGUUGCUGAUGAUGCUACUGGCGACUCGAGUAACCUGAAUAGCGACUCACAGGAGUCAGCAUUGCCGGUUGCCGUGCAUAGUGAUGCAUUGGACCCACUUCUGGCUCCGGAGCGAGAUGACAGAGAUACCGCCGAGACAAUGUGGCUCGAUGCUUACAAGAAACUGGAGGAAGGACAAGAAACGAGGGAGAUGGUUAUAGCCUAUGAAGAACUCCUCGGCCAGCAGCUUAAUGGAUUAGGCAAAAUGGUUGAGAUUGACGUGGAUGCUCCGAACGCCUUUUCUGGCUGCCCCAAUCCUGAAGAAAAGAUCUCUACUAUGAGGAGAGUGACAGAAGCAACACUGGAGAAAGCCUCCCGUCACAGCGAAAGCAAGCAGAAGUUUGUCAAAGCAGCCAAGGUUAUUAGCACAAUCAGUUCAUCCAUCAUCAAGCCGAUGCUCCAGACUGAGGCCGUAGCCUCAUUGGCAUGGGCCGGUGUUUGUGUUGCUCUAGAGGAGCUCUACUACAACCUGCUCAUCUAUGAGAUGCAGUGUGUCUGCUAUUGCUACCGAGAUAGCCAUGUUAAGAAGACGUUGCAGGCUUUAGUAACAUUGGAUGAUUGGAAGGGAAGACUGACUAGCAUUAAAGAGCUGGAAUCCCGCAUUCAACUGGACGUGUCUCAAUUUGGACAUGUCCAAAUACAAGACGACCUCGACAACAUUGCUCAGAAUGCCGAGAGAAUGUUUACCGGCAUUGAUCACUACCUUCAACGGCUCCUCGAAAAUCAGGAACAAACUUUCAGUGUCCAAGAGACUAUACGACUUCAAGAACUUGUCGGGCAAUUCUCCACUUCGGACUACAACAAGCAGAUGAGACUCAAUCCCACUCGCAUACCAGGGACUUACCCUGGGUGUGGCAAGUCGACUCUAGCUCGUUGCUUGAUUGAGGAGGUACUGCCACAGCAGAAAUCUACAGGCAAGCUGCUGUAUUUCUUCUUCAAGGAUACCAAUGAGCAGAAGCGGCUCAGCACAGCCAUAUGCGCUGUUCUGCAUCAAAUGCUGCUGGAUGAUCAUACUCUCGUCAGCAAGGUGGAAGAUCGUAUAAAACAAGCGGGGGAGAAAGUCACCGAGCACACUUCGAUUCUCUGGAAACUUUUCUCCCAAGCUUGCGAACGCUGUUCGGAGAGUAUCAUUUGUGUAUUGGACGCCAUUGACGAAUGCGACCCUGGAGACAGUCCUGAGCUUAUUCGAAAUAUCCAAGACUUGGUUAAGAGUGAGCUGCGAAUCAGGUUUCUUAUUACCACCCGUGGAUAUCCCCGACUGUUAAAUCAAUUCAAUGCAUACGAGUCUGGCUUGAUCUAUCUCGACGGCGACGGAAAGAAUGAGAAAGAUGCGAUACAAGAGGAAAUUAGCCUUGUUCUUGACUAUAGAUUGGAAGAGCUGUCCAAAAUCAAGAAACUCGAUCAGCAGCCCGAGAGGAAGACUGCCAUCGAGGAAGCUCUUCGGUCGAAGGGGUCCAAGCAAAGGACUUACUUGUGGCUAAAACUCGUUUUUGAUAUUUUGGGACGAAUACCCUGGAAGUCAGACAGUGACUGGAAGAAAGUGAUCAACUCACCUCCACAGGAUGUGAACGACGCAUACGCAACGCUACUACAAAAGGUUCCCGAGGAAGAGAAAUCUUACGUCAAAAUUCUGCUGCAUCUCGUGGUCGCUGCGCGCAGACCACUGACCCUACGAGAGAUGGCAAUCGCGAUAGUCGUCCGUGACAAUCCUGGCGCCAUUGACGAGAAAAGCUUGGGAUUGCAAUCAGACACCGAAUUCAAGAAUUGGAUUCUUCACACAUGCGGCUUCUUCGUCACCAUCUACAACAACGAGUUGUAUUUCAUACACCAGACCGCAAAGGAAUUUCUAGUGAAUUACGGACGAGACGCAUCAUGGCCGCAGGUGCUUGAUUGGUUUUCCCCGGUAACUGACCAGAUCGCUCACAAGAGCAUGGCAGAGAGCUGCAUAUCUUAUAUCUCUUUGAAAAAGUUUCGCUAUCGACGAUUUCAGGAACGAGCCAGGGCAUUUGAAUAUCCGGAGCUUCGCAAAGCAGACUGGAACAGGGCCGAAGAGAGAAACUGUCUCUUCAGAGACCAUGGAUUCCUUGAAUACACUGUCAACUUUUGGACGGAUCAUUUCGAACUCUGCCAAAAUUUCAAAGGUUUUGAUUGUGAAGACGUGGAAGAAGCAUUCACAUCGCAUUACAUCGCCUUGUUCGUUCCAGAUGGCACCAAUGCUCCUGGCUGGAUGUGUUUGCACCCAUGGAGCUUUCAGAAUGAUUCGCACCAUGUUUUAGAAGAAGUCCAGAGCUUGUUCGGCAACUACAAUCUGAGCUAUACGGCUUUACAUUCUGAUCAUUGUCGCCUCCUCAAGUAUAGCCAGUGUCAGAACGCACAGGCUAGCAACACUUUGCUACACACCGCUGCGAAGCUGAAUGCUUCCAACUGUGUUCGAUAUCUCAUUCUUAAUGGUGCUGAAAUCGACGCUCAGGAUGAUUCGGGCAACACUGCUCUGUGUCUGGCCACGCGUGGUAGCGCAAUGACAUCGGCGACCACCCUUCUCGACUACAACGCGGAUGUUAACCUCGGCAAGACAACUGAUCAGUUGCCUUUAAGUCAUGUGUUGAAGCAAUUGCAAACUUUGAGACAUGAGCCUUUCGAGCUGCUACGCAAGAUUGUUGACCACGGAGCGGACCUGAAUAAUACUUUCAUGAAAGGAACGAGGCUAUGGAGACCUUUGGCAUGGAUCUCCUGCAUCGUGUGGGACAGUAUGGUGCCAUACAACUUGGAUUCGAGCAGUACACUGUCGUUGGACGAGUGGGUAAUUGGGAAAUCUUCCGCAUCCGAAAUCAACUCUGUACCUGAUCUCUUCCUGAACCUGGAUCUUUCCUCAGAAGAACACUUUGUGGCCGCGUACAACAAUAGCCUCACAAAAUUCUUUCUUGAUCAUGGAGGAAACAUUGACGACACUUUUCCAUAUGCAUCCGAGAACAAUGAUCACGCAGUUCCCAUGACUGCGCUUGAACAUGCCUGUGUUUUUGCAACGAUAGAGGAGCCCACUCACACAUUUUGGAACGCCUUGUCCCUCUUGUACAGCGGUGCAGAUGGCAGUAUCAAUACCGAGACCACACACUCUGCUCUCGACAGGCUUCUUUUCCCGGAACCAUAUGAAGCAGAACAUUAUUUCGACCUCACCUCUACACUGCGAGGCAAGGAUCGCUGUCAGAUCCUGGCCACGCUGCUGCUUGAGCAAGGUCCAACAUCGGGAUAUAUCAACAGGAGAUUCGCAAGCAAAGCCAUGCAAACCCGCCUCCACAUGGUCGCCAACGGAGUGAAGUUUUUACAGAUGAAAAUGGAGCUAUUGUUGAGCCACGGGGCAUAUGUCGACUGCCGGGACGACAACGAGAAGACACCGAUGCACUAUUUGGUUUCACGGGGGUGGUGGGGAUCGGAAGAGUGUGCAGCUUUGAAACUGCUCAUAGAUAAAGACGCAGAUCUCGAAGCGCGGGACUCGCUCGGACGAACACCAAUGCAUUACGUCGAAGAUUCAACUGCGCUUGACAUACUCGUCGAAAACGGCGCUGAUAUUGAGGCACGAGACUAUCAAGGAAACACGCCGUUGCUAGCUAUCUUGGCACGUGGUGAAGAUUACAAUGGAUCAAAACUCAUACAAUCUCUGCUUACAAUCAGUUCGGACCCGACAGUUAGCAAUUGUGCGGGGGAGACACCAAUGCAUAUUGCGGCGACACUUGGCUUGAUCGCGAGCCUUGCACAUCUGCUCGAUGACGGGGGAGAUCUGGAAGUUACAGACAAGGCCGGUGACACGCCUCUACAGGCUGCUUUGAAUCAUCAAUCACUCGAAACAGCCGUCUGUCUGCUUGAAAGAGGUGCCAUUGCCAAGCCUCUGAUGGAACGCGGAUUCGACAUAGAACAACGCGAUGGACAUACUGGCGCAACUCUGCUGGCCUUUGCAUCAGGCUACCAUGCUCAUGAUAUUGUGAGAACGCUGCUGCGGCGAGGUGCGAACCCCAAUGCACUCCCCAAAGUCGGGUUAGCCGACGUAGAGAGCCGAUGGACACACGAUGCCGCGAUCACAAUCGAUUUACUGCUGAAGCACGGGGCUGAUAUCAAUGCAAAAUCGAGCGUGGGGAUGACACCGCUACACGUUGCGUGCGAAAGAGGCAAUGAAGAAGGAGUGCAUUUCUUGCUGCAAAGGGGCGCGCGUGUUAAUCUCACGAAUUGGGACGAUGAGUCGGCUCUCUAUUUUGCAUGUACAGAUUGGCAACCAAGCCCAACGCUUCUUCAAACCCUCCUAUUGCAUGGGGAAACUUUGGGCUCGGGUUGUUAUGAUGAGCCUGAGCUGUACAGCAUGGCUGAGGCCUGGGAAUAUGCUGCAGAUGACCCGAAUGGCAACGAGUACGAAGAUUCUGAUUAUUCCAGCCAUAGCUCUUGCCAGAAAACUGACUCCGACACGAUCAACGAUUACACGACUGGUCUGAAUCACAUUUCGUGCUGCCCAUGUCGACAGUGUUGUCAUGAGAGGCAGGCUUGUGCCACGGCACAGAUCUUGAUGGAUGCAGGUGCUUGGACACAGCUUCGAGAUUAUAAGCAGAAGGUCGAUUCACCUGUUGAGAAGGCCAGGGAGAAUGGGUGGGCGGAUCUGGCCAUGCUCCUGAAGGAAGCAGCUGUGCCAAAUUGGCGACGUGCUUGGUUGCCCCCGAAUACGAGGAGGUGGUCUUUACCUGCUGAAAAGUCAGCGAGACUUGACCUUGAUCAUUCAGAUGACGAUUCAAGCAACGGAAUGGCAGGACUGUGA